CGCAGGCGCACUCUGCGAUCUCGGUUCUGUAGGUGAGCCGGUUCCCGAGCGGGUCUCGGGGAGAGGCAAGGGGCGCGGCUCCAUGCGGAGGGAAGGUUCGCCUGUCACUCACAGCUCGCCGCGGUCCCACUGCCACCAAGUUUUCUGAGCCGCGAAGGUCAUGGUGCCCAACACCGGGAUGCUAGCAGGAUGCACAGUCUUUAUCACAGGUGCAAGCCGAGGCAUUGGCAAAGCUAUUGCUUUGAAAGCAGCAAAGGAUGGAGCAAAUAUUGUCAUUGCUGCGAAGACUACCCAGACACACCCGAAACUCCUAGGCACAAUCUACACUGCUGCCCGAGAGAUUGAAGCAGCCGGGGGAAAGGCCUUGCCAUGUGUUGUUGACGUGAGAGAUGAACAGCAAAUCAACAAUGCAGUGGAAAAAGCUGUGGAGAAAUUCGGAGGAAUUGAUAUUUUGGUGAACAACGCCAGUGCUAUUAGCUUGACCAACACAUUGGAAACUCCUACCAAGAGAGUGGACUUGAUGAUGAAUGUGAACACCAGGGGCACCUAUCUUACGUCCAAAGCAUGUAUUCCUUUUUUACAAAAGAGCAAAGUGGCUCAUAUCCUCAACCUCAGCCCACCCCUCAACUUAAACCCACUGUGGUUCAAGCAGCACUGUGCUUAUACCAUUGCCAAGUAUGGCAUGUCUAUGUGUGUGCUUGGAAUGGCAGAAGAAUUUAGAGGUGAAAUUGCUGUCAAUGCCUUAUGGCCCAGAACAGCCAUACACACUGCUGCUAUGGAUAUGCUAGGAGGCUCUGGUGUGGAAAGCCAGUGUAGGAAAGUUGACAUCAUUGCAGACGCUGCGUAUGCCAUCUUCAAAAGACCAAAAAGCUUUACUGGCAACUUUAUUAUUGAUGAAAAUAUCUUAAAAGAAGAGGGCAUAAAAGAUUUUGAUGUAUAUGCAAUUGCACCAGGCCAUCCCUUGUUACCAGAUUUCUUCUUAGAUGAAGAGCCAGAUGCACUUAUGAAGGAAAAAGAAUCACAUGACACUGUGCCAGAAGUAAAAGAAGAGCAGCCGCAGCCGCAGCCACAGCUGCAGUCCCAACCACAGCCACCACCGCAGUUGCAGUCAGAGCUGCAACCACAGCCACCACCGCAGCUGCAGUCAGAGCUGCAACCACAGCCACCACCGCGGCUGCAAUCAGAGCUGCAGCAACAGCCACCACCACAGCCCCAGCCACUGCUGCAGCCACAGCCACAGGUGCAACCACAGCCACAACCACAGAUGUAUCUGCAGCCACUACCAAGACCACAUUUUGGAGCCGUGGAAGAAACAUUUAGAAUUGUUAAGGACUCUCUGAGUGAUGAAGUUGUUAAAGCCACACAAGCUGUCUAUCAGUUUGAACUCUCAGGUGAAGACGGUGGCACAUGGUUUCUUGACCUGAAGAGUAAGGGUGGGAAAGUUGGGCACGGAGAGCCUUCCAGCCGGGCAGACGUAGUGAUGAGCAUGACCACUGAUGAUUUUGUCAGAAUGUUUUCAGGGAAACUAAAGCCAACCAUGGCGUUCAUGUCAGGAAAACUGAAGAUUAAAGGAAACAUGGCCCUAGCAAUCAGAUUGGAGAAGCUGAUGACCCAGAUGAACUCCAGGCUGUGAGGGGCGAGAAGCAAAAGCGUCAGCUGUUCUCCUCUGAAGUAAAAGGCUCAGCAGUUAAAAAUACUGGCUCCUCCACGGUCUCAUAGGGACACAUGUUUGUUCUAGAAAAAGUAGAGUUUGUGUAUCUAUAAGACUUGAAAUUAUAAUUAAAACAACUAACCAAUCAAGUAUAAGUUGCAUUAAAUGGCAUCCUAACAUAUUGUGGUUUUUUUUUCCCCCAAUAUUUUCCUCUAAGCCUGUAUUUCAUUCAUUGCCUUCUUGCAGGAAAAAUAUGUAUCAUGAAUAACUAAUGAGAAUCAAAUAAUAAAAUUAGCUGUUACAAACUUCUCGUGUAAAAUGAAGCCACUU
Acomys russatus (golden spiny mouse) is the source of this 1981-nucleotide messenger RNA. RefSeq names its product hydroxysteroid dehydrogenase like 2 (gene Hsdl2). Gene Ontology annotation, cellular component: mitochondrion. The record is from RefSeq and is a predicted model, not a curated record. Lineage: Eukaryota; Metazoa; Chordata; Mammalia; Rodentia; Muridae. Bases 161 to 1633 code for a protein of 490 amino acids. The transcript is spliced from 11 exons.